This is a messenger RNA of Cutaneotrichosporon oleaginosum, 2906 nucleotides long. Lineage: Eukaryota; Fungi; Basidiomycota; Tremellomycetes; Trichosporonales; Trichosporonaceae. The record is from RefSeq and is a predicted model, not a curated record.
CACAACCUUCCCUCCCCUCCUCCUCCAAUUCACCUCCUCUUCUCCAACUCUUCUCGUCUCAUUUCAUUUCAUCUCAUCUCAUCUCAUCUCAUCGCCGUCUCUCAUCUCACCAUCUCUUUCAUCGUCGUAUCGGGCAUCGACUCAUCUCCCCUCCUCCGCCCGACAUCACUCACAAUGACCGACCAAGGCCCACCUCGGUUGCCAACCAAACCUCGCAAUACCCUCCCCACCAUCGCAACUCCGACAGCCUCCUCACGCGCAACUACUCGUGGCGACAGUCUCCAGACCGCCGACCUUCCUCUCCCCGAGACCGUCAUAGUCCCGCCCACACCAGUGUCUGCGUCGCCCGCCAGUUCCGGCCCACGCAACGUGAAUCCCAGCGCACCCCCUCAUACCCUCCAGCCCAUGCCAGAGGAAGCCGUGCAGUACGAGUCGCCAGAUGAGAACUCGGACAGAGACGCGUCUCCUCGCGUCUCGCUGUCAAAGGAUGAUGCUCGACCCGCGCUCCCGCCUCACCCCGUGCCGCAUCGCGUCGCGUCCACGCCGGUUCCACGCUCCGAGAGCAUGGCACCACAGGGCAAGGAGAAGGAACGCGACGAUAGUGCUCUCCUACAGUCGCCCCCCAGCUUUGUGCCCGUUGGUCUCCCCGACUCGUCCCCGCAUCUCUUCUCGGCACAGCGCACCCCUUCCCCCUCGUCGCCGGGACCUUCCAGAUUGCGUGACAGGAUCAUGCGCCAGCACAAGCGGCAGAGUAGCGCCCACGUCGUGCGCGAAACCACCCUCGGCCUUCAGCACGAGGACGACGACGGGGCCCGCGUCAUCAACCAGUACAAGAUCGGUAACAGUCUCGGGUCGGGCGCCUACGCAUCCGUCGUCCUCGGCAUAGACGUCGGAGACGGAAAGGAAUAUGCGAUCAAGGAGUUCUCUAAAGCGCGCCUCCAGAAGCAGGCGUUGAUGGAGCGUCAGGCUCAAAUGGCGCGCGAACGUCGCAACCGCCGCCCCGUCCUCCGCCCCGGCCCCAGGGGUCCUGCCGCUACCGAGCCCCCACAAUCUGCACACACGGCUGCGCUCGUCUCCGAUGAGAUGCUUGAGAAGGACCCUCUUGCCUUGAUCCGGCGUGAGGUAGCCGUGAUGAAGAAGUUAGACCACCCGAAUCUGACCAAACUCUACGAGGCGAUCUCGGUGCCGAAUGCCGACGGACUCUUCCUCGUUCUCGAGUACCUUCCUGGGGGCGUCCUCAUGAAGGUCGAGCCUGGCUUCGAGCCAACGAACGAGAAGCCUCCAUUUACAGAAGAGGAAGCGCGCGAGUAUUUCCGCCAGAUCUGCUUGGGCCUCGAGUAUCUGCAUGCCAACGGUAUCGCCCAUCGCGACAUCAAGCCCGAGAACAUCCUUUUCACCGCCGAGCGCGACAUGGUCAAGCUGGCCGACUUUGGCGUGUCUGAGAUGUUCCAGGGAGACGACACGAUCAAGGCUGCAGGCGGGAGUCCCGCCUUCCUCAGCCCCGAGAGCUUUACUGCUUCUAUCGGCGAAGUCCACGGCAAGUCUGUCGAUAUCUGGGCACUUGGCGUUACCCUAUAUUGCAUGCUGCGGGGCAAGCUGCCGUUCAAUGUCGCCAACCCCAUCGAGCUCAUGUGGAUGGUCCGUGAAAAGGAGCCGGAGAUUCCUAAUGAGUGGCACCGCGACUUGCAGAACCUCAUUCGCGGUAUGCUACGCAAGGACCCGGAGCAGCGGUUCACCAUGACUGAGAUUCGCGAAAACUCGUGGGUCAACGCGUGGGGCAUGCAGCCCAUCCUGAGCGUGGAGGAUAACCUCUUCUAUUACGGCAACGUGUUUGAGGAGCCGACGGAGGAGGAGGUGGACAACGCGCUCAUCUCGCUGAGAUCGGUGUUCACCGUCGUGCGCGCCGUUCACAAAAUGCGGCGUGCUGUCGGCAUGCGACAAAUGUCCGUCAUGCACGAGGGGCAGACGGGCUUGUCGCCCAGCGACGGGAACGUGUCCCUAACCUCGGGCUCGAUGGACUCGUACACCCUCCCAGAUGCUUUGACAGGCGUGCAGACGCCAUCGGAAAUGUCAGAGGACGAGGGUGCCGCGAUCGUCUCUUCACCUGAGCGUGAUGACACGCCCGAGCCACCGGCCCACGAUAAGCAGAAGGCUGGUGGAUGGGCGCGCCUGCGUCCACUCAAGACUGAUCUGGCUCGUGGUGGUGGCGGCAAACCCGGUCCAGCCAAGACGAUGCCCAACCCCGCGCCUCGUGAUUUCGCCGACAAGCCCGAGGAGCUUGCGUCGUCGCCUGUCGACGUGCACGACUCGCCCAACCUCGUCGCCGAGUCGCCAGUACUCAUGGCGUCGUCUCCGGUCGAGCAUGACUCGCCGGUGAUGCUGGCUGACUCUCCGAUCAUGGCCGCAUCGCCGGUCGAGCACGAUUCACCAGUCAUGCUUGCCGAUUCACCAAUCAUGGCCGCCUCGCCUGUCGAGAACGACUCGCCGGUCAUGCUCGCCGACUCUCCGACCAUGGCGGAUUCUCCCGUCAUGGCAGAUUCCCCAGACCUGGCAGACUCGCCCUUGAUUCUCGCCGAGUCCCCUGAGCUUGCGGCAACCCCGCCCGUAGGCAUCACAGCAUCGCAGAUGACGCCUGUAAGCCGCAAGAUCAUCCCCGCAAUGGAACCGUUGUCGCUCGAUGCGACGCCGACUCAGCGCACCCGCUCGGACAAUACGGACGGCACUGUUUCCCCUCAGCAGUUGUGAUACACGCGCCACACAACGACACAAUUCUCUCUUGCAUUUCAUCGCAUCGCCUCCACCACUGGCCGUUACCUGUAUCAACCUACAUUAGCACGAACUGUACGAUUGCAUUAUGACCCGGAUACCAUACACGUUGAUCUGUUUAUGCACUGUUUCACACGCUU